Thlaspi arvense is the source of this 2939-nucleotide messenger RNA. NCBI's taxonomy places the organism in Eukaryota, Viridiplantae, Streptophyta, Magnoliopsida, Brassicales, Brassicaceae. The record is from the annotation of a GenBank genome assembly.
GACAAUCUUCCAAACUUAAAAAUUAUUUCCUUCUUCGUCUGUGCCACAGAUUCUCUCAUUUCCUUCAUCAAUCUUACGCUUCUUUUUUUCUUUUUUUUUUUUCUUUUUGUCUGACAACAAGAAAAAACCAAAAAAAUCAAAAUCAACUUGUUUUGUUUAUUCCAAAAUUCCGCAAAACCAGAGAAGAGAGUGAAAAGAACUUCUAGAUGUCUCAUGGGCUCUUCUUGUUCUUCGCUGUCUUCGUUUCGUGAGCUUCCCAGCAUCGAAUAAACCUCGUAGAACGCAGAAAUUAAUCCCUUUCACAUAUUUCCUUUGAUUUUACUUCUCGAUUCUUUACAUUUGAUCGGGAUCUAUGUUGUUCGAUUGAUUCUAGGCAGCUUUAAGAAACCCAAUUGAGAGGAGAUCAAUGGAAUCCCUAAUUGAAGCCGAAGAAUCUCGGUUUUUCGAUGCACACGAAGAAAUCGCAUCCUGUUCCAGUGCAAUCGAGUACGACGCAGCUCCAUUGUCGAUCUCCGGCGAUUUCCAGUACGACGUUUGGAUCAAAAGCCCAGGAAACGCCGAGGAGCGUCGAGAGAAGUUCUUGAGCUGGAUGGGUGUAACUGUGAGCCAAACUCAUCGCGAGGAGCCACCUAAAUCAAGCAAUGUGGAUCGUCUCUCAAGCUCGGUUAGUGAAGCGGCGGGUUUGGGUUUGAGGAGUUCGAGAUCCGACGACGAGUUUAGCUCCUGUCGGUGUGAUUCUUCUGUGUUUAGUCCAAGUGAGAAUGUAGAUAGGAUUGUGCAGGAGAGUUUGUGUAAAGAGGAAGAAGAUGUAAAUGUUGGGGAUUCAAGUAGUGGAAUGGCUUUGAGGAAUCUGUGUUCUGAUGAUGAUGGUAUUAGCUCUAGCCUUUGUUCUGGAUCACCUGCAUCGGGUUUAACAGAUAGGCUUCUGAAGCAAAACGGCGAAGCCUUUGAGCCUAAGUCGCCAAAGUCGGUGGAGCAACGGGAUGUAGGCGGGAUCAUGAAGAGGGUGAAGGAGAAAUGGUUGAGUCGGCUGCACAGAGCGCGUAGCAAGGAGAAGCCAGGAGAUUCUGCUGGUGAAGUAGUCGCGAGUAGGAUCGAGAGAGUGAAGGUGAAAGAGUAUAAGAAAGAGGCUAAGGAGCUCACUGCUCUUUUCAAGGGUCAAGAAAUAAAAGCUCACGAAGGGGCGAUUCUCGCUAUGAGGUUUAGUCCUGAUGGGAGGUACCUUGCAAGUGCUGGUGAAGACAUGGCUUUGCGGGUUUGGAGCAUUGUUGAAGACGAAAGGUGUGAAGAACACGACGUUCCCAAGAUCGAUCCUUCUUGUAUAUACUUUGAAGUGAGCAACCUCUCUGAGUUGAGACCUGUGGCAGUAGAAAAGGACGGCAUGAGUGGGUCACUGAUGAGUCCGAGGAAGGCGACAGAGUCCGCUUGUGUUAUUAUUCCCCCAAAGAUUUUCCGGGUUCUUGAGGAACCAGUUCACGAGUUUCUCGGUCACAGUGGUGAUAUCCUUGACAUCUCAUGGUCCAAGAACAAUCGUCUGUUGUCAGCUUCAGUAGACAAUAGCGUUCGGCUUUGGCAGAUUGGCCGUGAGGAUUGUCUUGGAAUCUUCUCUCACAGUAACUAUGUUACAUCGGUUCAGUUCAACCCGGUUGAUGAUGAUCACUUCAUCAGCGGUUCGAUAGAUGGAAAAGUUCGUAUCUGGUCGAUAUCUCAGUGCCAAGUUGUAGAUUGGGCAGACGCUAGAGGCAUUGUAACCGCAGUUUGUUAUCGCCCAGACGGGCAGGCAGGGAUUGUUGGAACCUUGACGAGCGAAUGUCGCUUUUACAAUGUAUCAGACCACUACCUCCAGCUCGAUGGUCAUAUAUGUCUGCAUACCAAAAAGAAGUCGUCAAAUAAACGAAUAAUCGGCUUUCAGUUUGAUUCAACCGACCCAAGCAGAGUCAUGGUGGCGUCCGCAGAUUCUCAAGUCAGGAUCAUUAGCGGUCGCAACGUUGUCCAUAAAUACAAAGGUUCUCGAAAUGCCGGGAAUCAAAUAUCGGCAUCUUUUACAGCAGACGGGAAGCAUAUAAUAUCGGCGUGUGACGAUUCCUCCGUCUACGUCUGGAACUGCGUCGAAAAUGAUCCCGAACCACAGUCUCCUAGUUUCUUCUCCCACACGAAACGGCUUAAGAUCCGAUCCUUUGAGAAAUUCUCUGCAGAUGUCUCGGUCGCUAUCCCGUGGUGCGGGUUCGCCCCUGUGAUGUCCGGCGGGUCCGAGCUAUCUCCGUCGCUCUUCUCGUUGGGACGAGAGUACGUUCUCGAUUCUCCCAAGGGAUCUGCGACUUGGCCGGAGGAGAAGCUAGCAAGCUCGUUUUCUCCGGUGAAGGCGAUCCGUAGAUCGCACUAUAGAUUCCUACGAUCCUCGUGCCGGAGAACGUCGGAGUCGUCUCAUCUCUGGGGACUGGUUAUAGUCACCGGCGGGUGGGAUGGACGCAUCAGAUUGUUUCACAACUACGGUUUGCCGGUUCCCGUUUGAAAUCCAACGGCUACGAAACGCUCCUUGUCAAACGUCGCCGUACAUACUCCGCAUCCACCUGUCUUAACACGUGGUGAAGUUUAGGAGGUUUGUACGGGCCCUAAGGUUGGGCCUAACACGUUGGCCUGCUUUUUGAUCCGAUUGUUUGUUGUAGCUGUGUCUCUCACCAGGUUCGAACCUAGCCUGAGCUGAAGGUUUGGAAUUGCUUCAGAGGUAGGAAACUCAGAUUUUUGCCCCUUUUUAUCGUAAAAAUUUACUAGUAAAUUAUACCUUUUUUUGUUGUAAGUAAUAAUAUAUAGGGAAUGUAACUGAGGCCCGCUUUAUUUCGUGUAAAUACUAUGGUUUUCUCGUUGUUACAAUAUUUUUUUGGUACAGAAUAGAGUAUAGAGUAUAGACUGGUCUUAGAAAUACUUGAAUCAUAAUUUAC